This is a messenger RNA of Falco peregrinus (peregrine falcon), 5066 nucleotides long. It is a transcript of the gene RFFL, whose product is annotated as ring finger and FYVE like domain containing E3 ubiquitin protein ligase. The transcript has 5 exons. Lineage: Eukaryota; Metazoa; Chordata; Aves; Falconiformes; Falconidae. Gene Ontology annotation, molecular function: ubiquitin protein ligase activity. Gene Ontology annotation, biological process: protein K48-linked ubiquitination; proteasome-mediated ubiquitin-dependent protein catabolic process; negative regulation of extrinsic apoptotic signaling pathway via death domain receptors. Gene Ontology annotation, cellular component: plasma membrane; cytoplasm. Bases 2393 to 3565 code for a protein of 390 amino acids. The record is from RefSeq and is a predicted model, not a curated record.
GGUGGCAUUUGAGAUAGUCUGGAGAGUAUGGAGCAAUGACCUCCCUUGAACAGAGCUGGUUAAGGAAGCGACACAGUUAUUUAAAUGUUCAGGUUUUCAUUUAGCAGUUUAUUGCUACAUAUUGCAAUUACAAUUUUAGCAGCUACCUGCUGCUUGGAAAAAAAGCAACAGCAGCUGGCCGAAACUAAAUACAAGCAGGACUUAUGGAGGUGUGAACGAACAGAGAAAAAAAAAAUCAGAGCUCAAGCCAGCGUUAACCUUCUUCCCUGUAAUGAAAAGCACUGAUUGAAAUGGUAGGUGAUAGCCUAGAUUGCUGGACUGCUCAUUGCUCACGUUUUGACAGAGAGCUUCUAGUUUCACUGCCACUUUUGUGUGUGGGACACAGGAUAAACACACAGGUACACCCGCUCAGGGUGCCAGCAGGGUGGGAAUGGUAAUAAAAUGGAGUACUCUGGAAUCUUACUUCUCCAGGGUUCGUUCUUCUCUUUCUGACUUGGUUCAUGCUAUAUAUUAUAGCUGACUUAAUUUUGUCUUGCUGAUGAAUACCAUAUGAGUGUGAAAGAGCGCACUGGCUUUUUUAAUAGCUUUUCAGCAUAGCAGAAGAGUGAAAGGGAGAUAGUCUAUUGGAAGUCACAGCACGUUACUUGGGAAGAGGUAUGGGACUAAGGAAUUAAGAUAGACUGGGCAAGAUAAAUAAUUUUCUAAAACUAUUUACAUGAUUUCAUUAAUCACGUUGUUUUGUUUUGUGUUAACUUGGUGAAAGAAUGUCAGUGCCUUGCAAAGGAAAAAGGCUGUUGUUGAAUUUUCAUCUUGGCAGAUGUCUAGAGACCUAAUUACAGUUAACAGCAGGAAGAACUUUUUAUCUAAAUAUUUUUCAAUAUAUAAAGUGCAAUUUUGGAUCGUAAUAAGCAGUUUAUAUUGAAAUAAUACACACCCCAGGUACCCAAUUCCUUUUAAAGCAAGACAGGAUUUCUAAGCUUCUCAUGUUAAAAUUGGGAAAAAUUGUUUGGUUUUACUUGUGCUACAAUGGAGAGAGAAAGUGGGCGAGUGCUGUUUGCGAUUCGGGUGCAAGGAUGGGAGUCAAGUGAGAGGAUGUCUGUUUCUGCCUUUGGAAUUAGUUUCCUGUGUAAUGUUUUGUAAAUCACACAGCUUUCUAAAAACAUUUUCUCAGUUUUAAAAUGAAAAUUGCAGUUCUCUAGUUUUGAAGAGGUGCUUGAAGCUUAGAUCCUUUGUGCUUGUUAACAGUAUUGGUGAGAUUUGCUGAUGAGUAAAGGCACUUUCACUGAAGAUCUAGCUGUUAAAUCUGCUAACAAACAACAUCAGCAAGCCUUGCUGAGAGCAAGCUUGCAAUUUACUUGUAACAGAGCAUGCUGGUAAACACUGAUAAAGCUGCAGAACACUCUUAGAAUACCCGCUGUAUUUUUUUUUCAUGUAUUUGAGAACUUCUUUCAUUUUCCUCUCAUUUAAUCAAAUUUUCUAAAGGCUUACCUUGCAAAUAAUUUACUCCAAUGUAACCCGGGUUCUAGCAGUAUAAAAGGAUCUUUGUCUGCAUGACUGUUUCGUCUGUACUAUGUAACUAGGAAGUUACUUUUGGUACUUCUCUCGGAUUCAGCAAUAAUUUAAGGUGAUAGCAUUUCAGUGAAGUUGUGUGUGGCUGGCUGUGCUGAACUACUGUGGCCCCAUUCCAGCUUUUUCCUGUGCUGCUUUGCACCCUGCCCCUGCGGGCCACGCUGUUUACUUUCUGCUCUGUGGUAAAUGGAUGUCACUUCCUUGAUUAAAAUGCUGGUGCGCCGCCAAAUUCUCUUCCUUUGGGCUCGCACGCUUGGAGAAGCAGCGCACCUAGCAAGCGCACGCACUGCUGAAUCCAGUUGUGUGCCACCACUCCUUGAUCUGGCUCCUGGCUGGAUGUGUUGGGUUGUGCUGUCUCCUGCCUCCCGGGGCACCUGGCAUUGACACGUAGAGGCUUUUGAAGGCAUCUCCGAGGUGGAGAAGCAGAGAUGCAGCUGUGCCAUGCUGUAUUAAAGAGGGUCUGAAGAUGGAUUACCAGGAGGCACAAGCUGAACUACCAGCUGUGUGCUGUCCGCAGCCGACGGGGAAGGUCUAGACGGCGUACGGGCACGGGGUGCCAGAGUCACCUGCUCUGCUCGGGGAAAGCAGCCCAAGGGUGUGAGCAUGCGGGUGCUGCGCAAGUGCAGCUGCUUGCCCUCACGUGCCUGACAGCGUAGGCACUCUUGGAUACGCAGAAGCCUGACCAAGACGCCACAAAAACUUACCUGGACACUCGGUUGGGUGCAGAUUGACCCAAAUAUUCUGUCCUCUGCCUUCGUAGCUGGCCAGUUUCUCACCUGUAAAGCUUUAGACUGACAUCAAAGUUGCUGAUCAGACUGUUACUAUGUGGGCAAGCUGCUGUAACUGGUUUUGUCUGGAUGGCUCACCUGAAGAGAUGCAGCCACAGCCGCAGCCAGGAGCCAGAGCCCAAGCCUAUUCCAACCCCGGGUACAGCUCCUACCCGUCUCCCACUGCUUCUGAACAGAGCUGCAAGGCGUGUGGGGUGCACUUCGGCAGCUCCUCGAGGAAGCACAUCUGCUUGGACUGUAAGAAGAAUUUUUGUACGUCCUGCUCAAACCAGCCUGAAGGUGGGCCCCUUCUCUGCCACCUGUGCCAGCGUUUCCGAGCCACAGCUUUUCAGCGGGAAGAGCUAAUAAAGAUGAAGGUUAAGGAUCUGCGAGACUAUUUGGCACUCCGUGAGAUUUCCACAGAGUUGUGUCGUGAAAAGGAGGACCUGGUAUUUCUGAUUCUUGGCCAGCAGCCUGUAAUUACCCAGGAAGAUCAGAUAAGAACAAACCCGUUUAAUACUAGUGUCUCUGGACAGCAAGACUUUGUGAUUCUCCCACCAACCAGCAUAGCAUCUUCUACCUCACAUGAUGCGUCUCCAGGGUCUGCCGAUCCCAUCUCAAGCUCACUAGCUCAGGAACAUCAGCAGGGAAAUGGUUAUGUGCCUCCCAGCCAAGUCGGUAUGACAGGAGUUGAGAAUGCAGCAGAAGCACCGACAGAGGAGGAGACACAGUCUACAGACUCAGAAGAUAACCUGGUGCAGGGGAGGAAGGCUUCUCUUUCCGAUCUAACAAGCAUCGGUGACAUUGACACACUCUCUGUGCGACAGCUGAAGGAAAUUCUUGCUCGCAACUUUGUCAACUACAAAGGCUGCUGUGAAAAGUGGGAGCUGCUAGAGAGAGUGACUCGUCUUUAUAAAGAGAAAGACCUUCAACAUCUAGGUAAGAAACUUAGCAAACCUGCCUGUUUUCCAGGUUUUCCCUUUUUAGGGACAAUGGCAGAAGGAUAUAGAGCUUACCUUAGAUUUCUGUUUCGUAGUGUGACGCAUGUUGGAGUAGCUGAGCUCUGUUCACCACUGCUUGUACUGGAGAGGGUAGCUGGAGGUACUGGUAGCUCGGAGAGUGACUUCCCUGUAGUAGCAACAAAGGAGAACUGCGCACCCUUCAUCGCGGGGUUCUGUAGAGCCCUGGCAGAUCACGCUGGUCACCGUGGCACCCACAGGACAAGCUGAUGCGUGACUGUCCAUGGGUGACUGUAGGUGCUGGGUGGGCGCCUACCCAUUGGCUCACGGCAAAGCCAGCAGGAAAACGCUGCAGAAAGCAGCCAGGCAGCUCCGGGCGGGCAUGUGCGCAGGGAUGGCGGCUCCUGCUGUGGAACAGCUGUGGUUAUCGGUGGUUUGGCUCCGUCCUCUUCAUCACAAGGGUGUUCUUUCUACCUGCUCUUGCUGAGCCUGCGCUUUGACUGAUGAGGGGACAGUGGCGUAUGGAGAAUGUAUCUGGUUUGAAUUUCAGAUGCCAGUUUGCAGUUCUAGGUGACUAGUUUAAAAAUACAUAUACAUGUAAAUAACUUACAAGAGAAACGCAUUUUGACACUUUGGUUUCAUAGGUAGGUUUGUUCCUCAGUGUUGUCCAAAGAAGUGGUGUUUUCUUAACCACAUCUCGCUAAGCUCUGUCCUCUAUGAAUGGUAACAGACUUAAGACAACUGCUUUGGAUUUAUAUUCUCUCAUUGUACCUUGUGCUUUUGACAGAGUUUAUCCUUUUCUCUUAAUCAGCUGCCUGCACAUGUCGCAGCUGUGCUCAGCAAUAUCGGUGAGGUUGUGGAACAGCAAAGAAACGGGCACAAGGGGCUACUGAACAGUUCUGGCGUAGUUCUGUGAAGCCAGACACUGCACACAUUUGGAGACUGUCUUAAAAAUUGAGACAUUGCUUUAGAUAGUUGCUUAUCUUUGUGAAGCGCUAGCUGUUGUGAAAGCUCGGUAACAGAAAGUUUCUUGCCAGUUGAACAACAGAUCCUGAGCAGGGAUCCAGCCUGAACCUCUGCGCGGGGAUCAGCAAAAAGCAGUUUUGGUUUAGUAAUCUCCCUUCAAGGUAAUUUGCCACCCUCCUCCCCGCUUCUCUUAUUCUCACCAAAUAACUUUCUCUUCUUACGUUGCAGUUUCUGACACCGAUGAUCAAACUGGUAAGUGAUAUUCUUCAUCAUAGAAUCCUUUAGGUUGUAAAAGACCUUUACCAUUGAGUCCCACUAUGAGCCCAGCGCUGCCAAGUCCACCGCUAAACUGUGUCCCCAGGCACCACAUCUAUGCUUCUUUUAAUUACCUCCCGGGACGGUGACUCAACCACGUCCCUGGGCAGCCUGUUCCAAGGCUUGACAACCCUUUCCGUGAAGUUUUUCCUAAUAUCCAACCUGAGCCUCCCCAGCGCAACCUGAAGCUGUCUUCUCUCAUCCUAUCACUUGGGAGAGAGGCCCAUGUUGCUUCGUUUGCCUCAGUGCUAAGAACGUCAGUGGUAUUUCUGCUUUCAUUGCACAAAUUCCUGUGUAAAUGCUAACCUUCUGCUCCUUGCCAGCUGACGGAGCCAGUACUCCCUUUGUGUCUACACUGGAUAAUUCCCGCGCCCCCCCCCCCACCCCCCCUUCAGUGCGCCAAAGUACCUUAGGGAAGUCCUUUGGUAAAGCCAGCUCCCAGAUUGCACAGAAAUGACAUUUGUCUCAUGCAAACCAUGGUUUCUCCUUU